AGUCGCAUACCGGCUCGCUUUCGGUUCGGUAGUACGAUAAAAACGCUGCUUCGGACCGUCCGUUUUACACGAAACGCGUGUAUCGUCGCGAAAAAUAUCAAUUAAUAACUUAGAAAAAUAAAACCCCUCUCGUUUUCCACCUCUAUGAUCACCAACAGUGUUGGAACGUGUCGCUGUUAAAGUGUUGCGUGAGUGUUGUGUGAAUGACCACGUGAUAAAAAGGUAUCGGCCGACCAUUAAAUUUAAUCAUCCGUGAAGAUAACAGUGCAAUUAUAAUAACAGUUUCCUCAUUCAUUUCACUAAUUUAAAAUGACAUAAUUAAAUCAGUGCUGGUACCAGUGAGUGAGUGUGUUAUAUCAGUGAAAAAAGUUUAGUGUUUUUUUUUUACAUAUAAACCAAAAUGGAAGCGCUAGAAAGAAGGAUGUUAGUAACGGCAGCCGUUGUUUUCGUUGUGUUUUCUUCACAAUGCGGCGGCGUAUGGGGUCACAGAAAUUCAACCAGAAUGUCCUACGUAUGUCCACCGAGCUUCGUCAGACUCGGACACAGCUGCUACUACUUCAGUGAAAAGAAGACCACCUGGCAGAACGCACUCUUCUCAUGCAAGGAUCGCGACAGCAAUUUGUCGGUACCAGCGCGCUGGGAAGAUAGAAAUUUAAGGAACCACCUGAACAAACCCGGUGUAGAAAAGGCGACUCGGUGGAUAGGCGGCAUCUUUGACUACAAUGCCAAAGCAUGGAAGUGGGGCGGUGAGCUUCGCAGUAUGCACUACCAAUCCUUCUCCAAGAUGAGAAAACUCUCGCCUGAAGAGUUGCAGUGGCACUGCAUCGCCAUGAUGCCGGAACUAAAAUAUAGAUGGUCUCCAGCCAGCUGCUACGAACCUCAUCAGUACAUCUGCCAAACGAAGCUUCGCAAAGUGCCAAAGUCCAAAGUGAAGGAUCUCCGACGGCGCUGGCAGCGCAUGGGCAUUCCAAACGAGAUCACCGCACCGAGCGUGAGCCGCGAGAUCAACGAUUCGAAGCUGAACGACGUCACGCUCAACCCGCUGAAGAACCCGAAGUCGUACGACCUGCGGCCGAGCCCGAUGCAGCUGCACCCGAACACACGACCCAGGCCGCGCCGGCUGCGGCCCAACGAGCUGAGGAAGAGAUCCCGACCGACACAACGGAAACUCACAAAACCGUUCCCCGGAUAUCAAUGGAACCGCCGUGACCCCGAAGCGUCCUACAAUUACAACGCAAAUCUCCUCAAGUCUGGCAAAACUGGCCUCACACCGCAGCAAGUGAAGAGUAACCUGGCAAGACUGCAGCAUCUCCGCGACAGGCAGCUGGAAAGAAAAAAGAACCUGCGAGACAGAGGAGAAUGGCUGGUCAACGACGAACCGCCGAGGCUGGCGAAGACGCAUGCAAGGACUUACACCGUAGACAACAACAUCAGCGCUCUCCAUCCAAAGACCAUCGUGGAAGAGUUCGACAUGCUCCUUCCCCCUCCCCCACCAGUUCCUAUGACGAGGUUAACACGUGGCACCUACUUUGGUUACCAUUGAAACUUUUUCAUAUAAACUCCUUGGAUUUUCCGU
Diatraea saccharalis (sugarcane borer) is the source of this 1576-nucleotide messenger RNA. NCBI's taxonomy places the organism in Eukaryota, Metazoa, Arthropoda, Insecta, Lepidoptera, Crambidae. The record is from the annotation of a GenBank genome assembly.